GUGUUGACUGCUGUGAAGCACACCUCGUGCAGUUAUUCUGCAGUCUGUGCCCAAGCAAGUCCCUAUAAAUCCCUGAUUCCUCUGAGCACCUAAAGGGAAAGUGGAAUUACACACGACGGAAUGAGACUCCAGUGAUCUUAGCAUGUCUUUCAAGAAGGAAACUCCCCUAGCCAACGCUGCAUUUUGGGCAGCCAGAAAGGGGAACCUGGCCCUCCUGCAGCUGUUGCUGAACAGCGGCCGAGUGGACGUUGACUGCAAAGACAACUAUGGAACCUCGGCUCUGAUGGUGGCCUCCUACAGUGGCCAUUAUGACUGUGUGAGGGAACUCAUCAUGCAAGGCGCAGACAUCAACCUGCAGAGAGAGACAGGUUCUACAGCCCUGUUCUUCGCAGCACAGCAGGGACAUGAUGACAUCAUCAAGCUCCUGUUUGAGUUUGGAGCUUCCACAGAAUUCCAGACCACGGAAGGAGGCACGGCCCUGUGUGCUGCCUGCCAGAGCGGUCACUCCAAAGUAGUGGAAACGCUGCUCAAGAACGGAGCCAACAUCCAUGACCAGCUUAGUGAUGGUGCAACUCCUCUGUUCUUAGCCUCUCAGGAAGGUCAUGUGACCAUCGUCCGUCAGCUGUUGUCAUCUGGAGCCAAAGUAAACCAGCCUCGUGAGGAUGGUACCACACCCCUAUGGAUAGCAGCACAGAUGGGACACAGUGAAGUUGUGAAAGUUCUGCUACUGCGUGGUGCAGACCGAGAUGCUGAGAGAAACGACGGCUCCACUGCGCUUUUUAAAGCGGCACAUAAUGGACACUGUAAUGUCAUGGAGGAACUUCUGAAGUUCAGCCCAUCUCUUGGCCUUCUGAAGAAUGGGUCCACAGCUCUUCAUGCUGCAGUCAUGAGUGGAGAUCCAAAAACUGUGAUGGUUCUGUUGAAAGCGAAUGCCGAUCCUACUUUACGUAAUAAGAAUAAUGAGCUACCAGGGGACUUCACAAAGAACGAUCGCAUCCUGAGGAUUCUUCGGCCGCAGAUCUUAAAUGGAGGAAGUUGAUGACUGUUCCUCUUGGCCCUUAGGUUUAUGUUCUUUGUUUUUUGUGGCUGAAGAAAAUGCACUAAGCCAAAAUAGAAACUGCACACACAGCAUUUUAAUGGUGCUUGCUUUUAUUUGCAAGAAAUUUAUAAUUGAGAAAAAAAACAACAACAGAAUUUAUUCUUUGUGCUGAGGGAAAAUGUUAAGCUGUAAAUCAUUCUAAUUUAGCUUUUCACCAUUUAUAUCACAUGACUGUAGCAAGAAUCAAAUACAAAUGCAUUGAAGUUCCAUGGUAUGUCUUACAAAGAUGGUGCAAACAGAUUUUUUAUUUACUCCAUGUUUCUUUUGGGUUUGUCUAUCUUGAUUAAGUUGGAACUGUUUCUCCCAUUGCAGCUUCUAAUGGGGUUCUCUGUAUUAAAUUGAGUUCUUCUUAUUUAAUGUUAGGAUAAAAAGCGUAAUCCUGUUUAUCACAAAACUGCCAUUGUUUAAUGAAUUUUGCUAACUGUGUUCCUUAUGAUAAAAAAAAAAGUCUAGCCAUAAUAACUCAGCCUGGAGGAAUCUUAUAUCUGUGUAAGCUUGAAGAUUUUUUUUUUUUUAAUUUUCUUCUUAAAUACAUUUCAGAUGCUGCAUUUGGUAUUCUAAAUUCUUUAAUUACCAGUGCUGUAAAAUUGUAAAGUAUUUUGCAAAAUGUGUCCGUGAAAGCGUAUCAGACUGUAUA
Hemibagrus wyckioides is the source of this 1736-nucleotide messenger RNA. RefSeq names its product ankyrin repeat domain 29 (gene ankrd29). Bases 143 to 1039 code for a protein of 298 amino acids. Gene Ontology annotation, molecular function: protein binding. NCBI's taxonomy places the organism in Eukaryota, Metazoa, Chordata, Actinopteri, Siluriformes, Bagridae. The record is from RefSeq and is a predicted model, not a curated record. The transcript has 10 exons.